GAUAAAGGAAAAAGAUUGAAUACAAAAAUGUCCAGUAACAUUGCAGUUGACAAUGUCGUUGCAGAAAAAGAUAAACUUGUUAAGUGCUGUUUUAAGUCACCGGAUACUGGCGAAAUUCUGAACAAUUGUGGAUUUGAUUUGCCACGUAAUAUUUCUGUGAGUUUCCUGGAGAAGUUUUGCAAAACCCUGUUGGGCGAAGAUGACACGGCGCCUUUAGUAUUUUAUAUAAAUGAUAAAGAAGUUGUAGAGACGUUAGAUAAAUACAUAGACUCUAACUAUCGCAUUGCGGAAGAUGUUGUAGACAUUGUGUAUCAGCAGCAGGCGAUAUUCAAAGUCAGAGCUGUUACAAGAUGUACAGGAUCUUUAGAAGGGCACAAAGAAGCUGUUAUAUCAGUUGCAUUUUCACCCGACGGCAAACAUUUGGCCAGUGGCUCCGGUGACACGACUAUAAGAUUAUGGGAUAUCUAUACGCAAACGCCACAUUUUACGUGUCAGGGACAUAAACAUUGGGUCUUGUGCGUUUCUUGGUCACCCUGUGGUUCUAAAUUUGCCUCUGCGUGUAAAAAUGGAUCGAUUUUUCUGUGGGACCCUUCUACCGGGCAGCAAAUAGGAAAAGCCAUGGCAGGACAUAAAAUGUGGGUAACAUCAUUGUGCUGGGAACCUUACCAUAAGAAUCCAGAGUGCCAGUUUUUGGCAAGCUCGUCCAAGGAUGGCGAUGUACGAAUCUGGGACACAAAGAGAGCACAAGUCUCUCGUAUCUUAUCUGGUCAUACAAAAAGCGUGACUUGUGUCAAGUGGGGUGGUAACGGCCUUAUCUAUUCUGCUUCUCAAGACAGGACCAUCAAAGUAUGGAGAGCGGAAGAUGGUGUAUUGUGUAGAACUUUAGAAGGUCAUGCUCACUGGAUUAAUACCUUGGCUUUAAACGUCGAUUAUGUGCUUCGGACUGGUCCGUUUCAAUUCAAUCCAAAUGCAAAUAACACGCUUAGCCCACUGCAAUGUGCAACUGAACAAUAUAAACGUUUGGGUGAAGAGAAACUUGUGUCCGGGUCUGACGAUUUCACGUUAUUCUUGUGGAAACCAGAAAAAGAGAAAAAACCAAUUGCAAGGAUGACCGGUCAUCAGCAACUUGUCAACGAUGUUAAAUUUUCACCUGAUGGUCGUACGAUUGCAUCCGCAUCUUUUGACAAGUCCAUCAAAUUAUGGGAUUCUCUUGGGGCUUUUAUCACCACAUUAAGGGGUCAUGUUCAAGCAGUUUAUUCUGUAGCAUGGAGUGCAGACUCUCAAAUGUUGGUCAGUGGCAGUGCGGACUCGACUGUGAAAGUUUGGCGUAUCAAAACUGGAAAACUGAUGCAUGAUUUACCCGGUCACGCGGAUGAAGUUUACGCGAUUGACUGGUCACCUGAUAGUCUACGAGUCGCAUCAGGUGGAAAGGACAAAAUAUUACGGAUAUGGCAACAUUAAAUUAAGUAUGUAUGUAUGUAUAAAAAUUAAUUUAUACGAAAAUUUUCAUAUCGUACUUUAUUUAAUUCAAUAAAGUUGUUUGAUACUGCUGAAUUAGCUGAUAAAUUUAGGUUACUAUUUAUAGAAAAUUUCGUUUUUCGAUAUUGGUAGCUCUGAAUAUAAUGGUACUUCACACAUUUCAAACUUCUCUCUAGUAGAAACUUAAGCCCAUUCUACAGUGGCAGUAAGCAGUAAGAGUUCCCAUUGGUCAGUUUUUGUAAUAAUCGAUUUCGAUUGGUCAUUUGUUACUGCUUACUGCAUUGCAGAAUGGGCUUUAUACUUUUCUCUAUCUAUUGGAUUGAGGAAUCCCCAUUCGAAAAAAAGAAAGUAAAUAAAGGCUGAAUUUCGUAAAAAAAAUAUAUAUAUCAAAUGCAAUAUGUAAAUAAGAGCUAAAACUACAAGCUUGUACUGCUUUUCAGAUGUACAUACAUACAUAUGAGAUUUUUGUUUAAUUAAAA
Molecule: messenger RNA, 1958 nt
Organism: Ooceraea biroi (clonal raider ant)
Lineage: Eukaryota; Metazoa; Arthropoda; Insecta; Hymenoptera; Formicidae
Gene: Nle
Product: notchless protein homolog 1
Biological process (GO): Notch signaling pathway; ribosomal large subunit assembly
Cellular component (GO): nucleolus
Molecular function (GO): protein binding
Source: RefSeq, a predicted model, not a curated record